GCGAGAGCAAUAAACCCAGGAACCCUUGGCAUACUCUGCGAGACAGCGAGAGAACUCUAUCAACCUUCUACACUCUUCCAAAAUCGCCAUCUUCAUCUAGAGCUCUCCGAAAUGUCAGAACAGUAUUCAGAAGAUGCUAAACAUAUCGAGAAGCUUUAUGAGUUCGACGAGCGUUUGAGCGAGUCUACGGACAAGUCUCAGAAUUUUCAAGACUAUGAAGGGAUUAUCGAGUUGUCUAAGACAAACAUCAAGACCAAGCAGCUUGGAGCACAGCUGAUUCCACGCUACUUCAAGUUCUUCACCAGUCUCGCAACAGAAGCUUUUGAUGCGUACAUGGAUAUAAUCGACGAAGUGGAAGUCGGGGUACGAGUUCAAGCCAUCCGCGGGCUUCCACUGUUCUGCAAGGAUACACCUGAGUUUAUAUCGAAGAUAAUUGAUGUUCUUGUACAAUGUCUAAAUACUGAGGAAUUGGUGGAGCGUGAUGCUGUGCACAAGGCAUUUAUGUCAUUAUUUCGGCAGGAUACAAAGGCAUCUUUGACUGCACUGUUUAAGCAUACUGAAGCCACUCUUAGUACUGAUGAGCAAAUCCGUGAAAAGGUGUUCCCUCUGAAAGGGGAACUGUUAAAGCCUCAAGAGGAAAUGGAAAGACAUAUAACUGAUUUGAUCAAAAAGAGCCUAGGUGAUGUAACUGGAGAAGAAUUCAAUAUGUUUAUGGGUUUCUUGACAAGUUUGAGUAUAUUUGGAGGAAAAGCUCCUCAAGAAAGAAUGCAAGAACUUGUAGAAAUUGUUGAAGGACAGGCCGAUUUGGAUUCACAGUUUAAUGUUUCAGAUACAGAUCAUAUUGACAGGUUUAUAUCAUGCCUGCAAACAGCUCUUCCAUUCUUUGCGAGAGGUGCUCCAGGUAGCAAGUUUCUUAGCUACUUGAACAAGAAUAUCAUGCCUGAUUUUGACAAGCUGCCAGAGGAGAGGAAGCUUAAUUUGCUCAGAGCUCUUGCUGAGAUGUCACCAUACACAACCGCUCAGGUAGCACGUCAGAUGCUUCCCUCAAUAGUUCAGCUCUUAAAGAAGUACAUGCCUGCUAGGAAGACUGGGGAAGAAAUGAACUUCACAUAUGUCGAGUGCCUAUUAUAUGUGCUUCAUCAUUUGGCGCACAAGGCUCCAAAUGCAACAAACAGCUUGUGCGGCUACAAGAUAGUGACCGGGCAGCCAUCAGAUAGACUCGGGGAGGACUUCUCAGAGUUUUACAAGGAAUUCACUGAGAGAUUGACCAGUGUUGAGGAUCUAACCAAGGCAACAAUGAAAAAACUAACUCAAGGGAUGUCUGAGCACAGCAAAGCCAUGUCGGCUGCUAAGACAGAUGAAGAGAAGUCAAGCGUGAAAAUGAAGAAGCAGAGUGCAACAACUGGACUCAGGACCUGCAAUAACAUAUUGGCAAUGACAAAGGGAUUGCAUGCAAAAGCGCCUUCAUUUAUCGGAGACAACAGUGUUACUCUUUCUUGGAAAGAAGUCACGAAACCGUUAGCCUCUACAACGACUGGAGGAAAACGGCCUGCAAAUGGAGCCGGUAAUAAUGUGGGUGCAAAGAAGGCUCGUGUGCAGAAUCAUCAGGUUGUGAACAAAACAUCUGAGGGAAUCUCAUACGGUGGUGGUAGAGGCAGUCACAGAGGCCGAGGCCGAGGUCAUGGAAGACACGGUGGUGGUGGCCGUGGCCGUGGCCGUGGAAGAAGAGGCCACUGUCUGAACUGUCGUGUUCUCGACCCCAAACUGUCAGAGAACAACCCGAUAUUGAUGAUCACUGAUGGUUUCGACAAUCAACUACAGUUUCUCAGUCCUGAACCUCCCAAGAUUAACGUCACUCUAACCAGAGAAGCUUGUGUACACCUAUACGGAUUCCUUCCCUGUGCAGAAAAUGUCAUCGGCUAUGCAUUCCAAGUCUUCUCCUUCGGGUCUUUGUUGAUUGUCGGCGAUUAUUUCUUGUCCAAAGGAAGAGCAGAACUCUUAGAUAUCUUUGAGGUUGGUUUAUAUGGCGGUAUCAUCUUCCCUCUUCUUAAAAUCUUCCCUAUAAUUGCCCUUAUGCUUGUAACUGGACUAUCUACAAGCCCGGAAGUUGCUCAGUCAAUGAUUGUUGAUUUCGUUGGAGCAACGGUUGGAUCAUCGGUCUUUGCUCUAACUAUUCAAUGGGGUGCUUGUAUCAUUUUCGGUACCACCGGAGUUUUUGAUACUGGUUGUGAUCAACUGGUUCAAAAAGAAGAGAAUCCAACGAAGCCAAGGCCAGGGCUAUUUAAGAGACUUCUUGAAGCAAGUGUGGAAACAGAUUCAAGAACCAAGAAAGGCGCGCGGAUCAUGCUUCUCACAUUAAUUCCUUUCCUCAUUGUGCAACUUUCAGAGCUAUUUGAUUCGCGAUCUUGGAGACACAUUAUUGUUUUAAUGACGCUGAUAGUUUCCACUUCCGCAACUCUUUUGCUCUUGGCUCUUUCGCUUUUGGAUACGAGUGGACAAAAGAAUAGCUUGGAUAAAGCGAGGUUUGAGCUCAUGUCCGAAGUUAAAAAGAAGUUGCAGAAAUAUUCGCUUGAACGCAUUCUGCAAGAUGGACAACUCACUAGGGAAAGCUUGAAAAAUUUGUUCGAUAAAUUCGAUAAUGAUAAUGAUGGGAAGAUGGAAAUCUCUGAACUAAAUGAAUUUACUUUAGAGUUUGGAAAACUUGGGAAACUAAAGUGUGACAUGAAUGCUCUUGCGAAAACCGUGCUAAAAGAGUUUGACAAAGAUGACGAUGGUAUGGUAAACGAGGAUGAAAGAACGAAAGGCCGGUUUGGUAACUUGCGCUCAGCUGUUGCUCCGAGUCUGAAGGUGGAAGAGCAGAAGAAAAGUGUUGGUUAUACGUUAAUAGCUUCAAUUAAAGUCAUUGCAGGAAUCUUGAUUGUUGUGUUUCUUGCAAAGCCUUUCAUGAUGAACAUCUCGCUCUUGUCUGCCUCAGCUGGAAUCCCUUCUUUCUAUGUCGCUUUCGCGGUGAUUCCAUUGGCUAGAAACCUGAAGAACGCUUUGUCUCUUCACUUCUGUGCCAAAAGAGAAAAGCAAGAAGCAGCAUCUCUCACAUUUUCACAGAUCUAUAGGGAUGUUACAAUGAACAAUUUGAUGGGGAUGUCGAUAAUCUUAGCGAUUGUGUACGCGAAAGGAUUGACAUGGAAUUGCUCAACAGAAGUUCUCAUAGUUGUGUUCUUCGGUCUUAUAGUCGCUUUAGUCUCUGCUGUUAAUUGUCGUGUUUUAAGUUCUGUGUCUGAGGAUAACAACUCAAUCUUGAUUUCCGAUGGAGUCCAAGACAGAUCCAGCAACGAGUUUCUCAGUCUUGAUCCGCCAAAUCGCAUCUCCAAGAGUGCUUGUGUUCAUGUCUACGGGUUUCUUCCAUGUGCAGAUAAUAUUGGAGGAUAUGUCUUCCAAGUUUUCUCCUUUGGUUGUCUAUUGAUAAUUGGUGAAUACUUUUUGUCUAAAGGAAGGUCUAAGCUCUUUGUCAUCUUCGAGGUCGGUUUCUUUGGUGGAAUCAUCUUCCCUCUUCUUACAAUGUUCCCAAGAAUCGCCCUUAUUUUAUCGACUGGACUGAUAGGAAGCCGUGAAAUCGCAAACUCGAUGACGGGUAAUAACGUUGCAGUUACUGUGGGAUACUCUGUCUUUGCUUUGACAAUGCAAUGGGGAGCUUGUGUUGUCUUUGGCUUGUCUGGUUUGAGAUCAGAUCAGUCCGUAACUUCUGACAUAACGAGUCCAAGACGACAAGUUAAGAUGAGCAAUCUACUGAAGAACCUUGCUGGAGCUAGCGUUAGAGCAGAUCCUAAGAACAAGAAAGCGGCAGGGAUUAUGCUCCUGACUUUAUUGCCUUUCGUCUUGGUCACAUUUUCAGAGACAUUUCACUCAAAAUCUUGGGAUGACAAUAUGGUUUUGAUCACACUCAUAUUCUCUGGUUCUGCAACUGUUCUCUACUUUGUUUAUUUGUUUGUUCAAAAAUUCGAUGUCAACAAAGACGGAAAGAUCCAAGUUUCUGAGUUAAAAGAUCUGACGGUGGACUUUGGGGUGUUAGGGAGAGUGAAGUGUGAUAUAAAUGAGCUUACAACUACAUUGCUUGCAGAUUUUGACAUUAAUAGAGAUGGUGAGAUAGAUGAGACUGAAUUCACGAUUGGUAUCGAAAAAUGGUUGAAACAGUACAAAUUCGGAUUCGAUAGCACCGAGUCACCGAGAGAGGACAGAGCUGAAGAUGAUGGAGUUUUGAAGGUGGAACAACUACAGGGAUGUCUUUUUACUAAGUUGCUUACAAAGAGAACCUUGAAAGCUGUCAUUGAAGUCACUAUAGGGAUUACAAUUGUCAGCUUUCUUGCAAUGCCUUUCAUGAUGAAUAUCGAACUUUUGUCGGUAUCAGCUGGAAUUCCUUCCUUCUAUGUUGUCUUUGCAGUGAUCCCUUUGGCAAGAAACCUAAAGAACGCUUUGUCUGCUCACUUCUGUCGCAAGAAAGACAAAGCGAAAAUCACAUCUGACACUUUUUCUGAGAUAUACAGAGAUGUUACAUUGAAUAAUCUGUUGGGGACAACAAUUAUAUUGGCGAUUGUGUACAUUAGAGGAUUGACUUGGGAUUACUCAACAGAAGUUCUCAUUAUUGUGGUCGUUGGUCUCAUAAUAGCUUUGAUCUCUCGUGUGAACUGUCGUGUUUUAAGUUCUUUAUCUGAGAAAAACUCGAUCUUGAUCUCCGAUGGAGUUCAAGACGGGUCCAGCUACGAGUUUCUGAGUCUUGAUCCGCGAAAUGGCAGCAUUACCAAGAAUCAAUGCAUACAUGUCUACGGGUUUCUUCCAUGUGCAGACAAUGUUGGAGGAUAUGUCUUCCAAGUUUUCUCCUUUGGUUGCCUCUUGAUAAUCGGUGAAUACUUCUUGACUAAAGGAAGGUCUAAGCUCUUUCUCAUCUUCGAGGUAGGUUUUUAUGGCGGAAUCGUCUUCCCUCUCCUUACGAUGUUUCCAAGAAUCGCGCUUAUUCUCUCAACUGGACUGGUAGGAAGCCGCGAAAUGGCAAGCUCGAGGGUGGGUAAUAUCAUUGGAGUUACUGUGGGAUACUCUGUCUUUGCUUUGACAAUGCAAUGGGGAGCUUGUAUUCUCUUUGGCUUGUCUGGUUCUAAACCAGAACAGCCCAUAGAAUCUGGAGAAAAUUCAGACGUAAAGUGCCCAAGAACACAAGUUUACUGGAAAAAGCUAUUAAAUUACGUUUUCGCUAGCGUAGAAGCAGAUCCUAAGAACAAAAGAGCGGCAGGGAUUAUGCUCUUGACUAUACUACCCUUCAUAUUGGUCUCAUUUUCAGAGAUAUCUAAUUCACAAUCUUGGAAUGACAUAAUCGUUUUGAUCACACUCAUAAUCUCUGCUUCUGCAACUUUUGUCUACUUUUUUUAUUCGUAUUUUGAUAGAGAUGAUCAAGAGAAGAGCUUAGAUCACGCGAGAUUUGAGCUCAUGUCAGAAGUUCAUAAGCAUUUACAGAUUUUUUCGCCCAAAAGCCUUAUAAGAGAUGGACAACUAAAUCAAGAGAGCUUGAAAAGAUUGUUUGAAAGAAUCGAUGUAAACGGAGAUGGAAAGAUCCAAGUUUCAGAGUUGAAAGAUCUUACGGUGGAGUUUGGGAUGAUAGGGAAAGUCAAAUGUCACAUAGAUAAGCUUGUCACUACAUUGGUUGCCGAUUUCGACAGGGAUGGAGAUGGUGAGAUAAAUGAGGCUGAAUUCGAAAUUGGGAUUAAAAAAUGGCUGAAUCAGUACAAAUUUAGCUUCGAUAGCACCGUGCCACCAAGAGAGGACCAAGCUGAGGAGAAUCCAAUAUUGAAGGUAGAAAAGCCAAAGGAAAGUCUUUUUACUAAGCUGGUCUCAUGGAAAACCUUGAGAGCUGCCUUGGAAGUCACUUUAGGGAUUCUAAUUGUCAUCUAUCUUGCAAGACCUUUCAUGAUGAACAUUCAGCUUUUGUCGGAAUCAGCUGGAGUUCCUUCCUUCUAUGUUGUCUUUGUAGUCAUUCCUUUGGCAAGAAACCUAAAGAAUACCUUGUCAGCUCACUUCUGUCGCAAGAAAGACAAAGCAAGAAUCACAUCUGACACAUUUUGCGAGAUCUACAAAGAUGUUACAAUGAACAAUCUGAUGGGAAUUUCAAUUAUAUUGGCAAUUGUGUACGCAAGAGAAUUAAUUUGGGAUUACACAACAGAAGUUCUCAUUAUUGUGAUCGUUGGUCUCUUAAUAGGCGUACCGGCUUAUGUGAGAUCGACUUAUCCAUUAUGGAUAUGUGUCUUCGCCUUUGCUCUCUACUUCAUCUCUCUUGUCGUAGUAUAUUUCCAUUUCAUGUCUCUAGACAAGGGCAAAACUUUUACCUUCAACAAAUAAUCAGUGAAACUGUCCCAAGAGUUCUUUUUGCUAAAGAUUUCCUACUUUCUCCCAUAUUGAUCCACUAUGUAUUUUCAUAUAUUUCGUCUGUGGUGUAUGUUUUACAAGCUGUUUGGUGUUGAAUGUCCAUAAAUAUAGAUAUAAAGUCUCAAUAUCUUU
Messenger RNA from Arabidopsis arenosa, 6537 nucleotides. Lineage: Eukaryota; Viridiplantae; Streptophyta; Magnoliopsida; Brassicales; Brassicaceae. The record is from the annotation of a GenBank genome assembly.